Messenger RNA from Rhizopus microsporus ATCC 52813, 1005 nucleotides. RefSeq lists its product as uncharacterized. Gene Ontology annotation, molecular function: acyltransferase activity. The coding region runs from base 1 to 1005 and encodes 334 amino acids. The record is from RefSeq and is a predicted model, not a curated record. Lineage: Eukaryota; Fungi; Mucoromycota; Mucoromycetes; Mucorales; Rhizopodaceae. The transcript has 9 exons.
AUGGAAAAGUAUUCGAAAUGGAGAGAUGCAGGCACCGGCAUUCAGCCAUUUCUUCCUCCUGUCCCGCCUAGAACAGAUUCGAGCAUCUUGAUCACCCUUUCAAAAAUAGUUUGUUCGAUUGCUGGAUACUCGCAGGGUAUUUUAAAGACACUGAUCAUUUUUGCUCUCGGCUUACUUUAUAUCCUGCUUGUUUUCUGUAUUGGCAUAUUAUUGACACCCAUCAGACCGUUAAAGAGAAUAUGGCAGUCUCUUAUUUCUGCUGUUAUCAUUAGAUCUAUUCUGUUCUUUAUGGGUUUCUUUCAAAUCAAGACAGAGACUAUCUCUGUUCGUAAAAGGUUUACAAGUACCCUCCGAGGUAGCGGUCAAAUAGAGACAGCGACUGUAAAGGAUGGAGAUGUCAUUAUUGCCAACUGGACUUCAUAUGUGGAUGUACUCUAUCUUGCAUACAAAUUUCAACCGAUAUUUACACAGAUCUAUUCAGACAGUAACAGCAUCAAGAAAAUUUCAUUGUGGCAGGCGAUUCGAUUGGUACAAACACCACCGGAAUCAAAGCCGUCAGAGGAUGAUAAAGUGUAUAGUCUGAAAGAGUUGGUUUCGAAUGCAAAGCAACACGGAUGGGGACCUAUUGUUAUCUUUCCCGAGGGCACAACCACAAAUGGUCGCGCACUGCUCAAAUUUCAUCCAUUACUGGAUCAAGUGAGCCUAGAUGAGGUCACUUUCCAUUUGGUCUCCUUCAAAUAUGAAUAUACCAAUAUGUCUCCUACAUUUACAGUUGGAAAUAUGUGGCUACACUUUUACAAACUAUGUGCACAGUUUCAUAAUACAUUACAUGUGAGAAUAUUAGCCAAGAGAGAGCUCCAUGGAUCAACUUCUUCUUCUACUGUUGAUUCCUUGGUUACUCAUCUCGGCCACUUGUUCAAACUUAGAAAGAUGAACUUGAACAUGCAGGAUAAAAGGGAUUUUCUAGCCUUUUAUGAAGCUCGUAACAAGAAGAAGAGCGCUUGA